CCUAUUCUCCUCCGAAAAUCCAAUCAAACGAAAAUGGGCUCGAUAGACACGCCGAGCACGGAGAACGGCUCGACCGCGACUCUCGGUGGCGCCGGCGACGGACACCUCCUACCGGCGUCCGAUUCUGCCGGAUACGCGCCGGAGAAUGACGUGGGCAGGAAGAGGAAAGCGAGUGUGCUGCCGUUGGAGGUGGGUACCCGCGUCAUGUGCCGUUGGAGGGACGGGAAGUUUCACCCCGUCAAGGUCAUCGAACGGAGGAAGAUGCACGGCACUGGGCCGAACGAGUAUGAGUACUACGUGCAUUACACGGAAUUCAAUAGAAGGCUUGAUGAGUGGGUUAAACUUGAACAGCUUGAUCUUGAUUCUGUGGAGACUGUUGUGGAUGAAAAGGUGGAGGACAAGGCAACAAGCUUGAAAAUGACGCGCCACCAGAAGCGCAAGAUUGACGAGACGCAUGUGGAGGGCCAUGAGGAGCUUGAUGCUGCCAGCUUGCGUGAACAUGAAGAAUUCACGAAAGUUAAAAAUAUAGCAACUAUAGAACUUGGAAGAUAUGAGAUUGAGACAUGGUACUUCUCUCCCUUUCCACCAGAAUACAAUGACUGUUUGAAGCUGUACUUUUGUGAGUUCUGCCUCACUUUCAUGAAGCGCAAAGAACAGCUUCAGAGGCAUAUGAGAAAAUGCGAUCUCAAGCAUCCCCCUGGUGAUGAGAUAUAUCGAAGUGGCACCUUGUCAAUGUUUGAGAUUGAUGGCAAGAAGAACAAGGUUUAUGGACAAAAUCUUUGCUAUCUGGCAAAAUUGUUUCUGGAUCACAAGACUCUCUAUUAUGACGUUGACUUGUUUCUGUUUUACGUGCUUUGUGAAUGUGAUGAUCGGGGAUGCCACAUGGUUGGCUACUUCUCUAAGGAAAAGCAUUCAGAAGAGUCCUAUAACUUGGCAUGCAUUCUGACUCUUCCUCCCUAUCAGAGGAAAGGCUAUGGGAAGUUCCUAAUUGCAUUCUCUUAUGAACUUUCCAAGAAAGAGAGUAAAGUUGGCACACCUGAAAGACCCCUUUCGGACCUGGGGCUGGUAAGCUACAGAGGAUACUGGACCCGGGUUCUGUUAGAUAUUUUGAAGAAGCACAAGGGCAACAUAUCUAUCAAGGAGCUUAGCGACAUGACAGCCAUUAAGGCAGAGGAUAUAUUGACCACUCUUCAGGGCUUAGAACUGAUCCAGUAUCGCAAAGGGCAGCACGUCAUUUGUGCAGAUCCCAAGGUGUUGGAUCGUCAUUUAAAAGCUGCAGGCCGUGGCGGUCUUGAGGUAGAUGUCAGCAAAUUGAUAUGGACUCCUUAUAAAGAGCAAAGUUGACGGUCAAAAACCUUUGUAUUUUCCUAACCCGUCUUUGGCUUCUACUAGCCUUCAGUUGUGACACAACUCUGCUUGUAUAAACUUGAAGAAAUCACAGAUUGCAAGGGUAGGAAACUAGUGAGUUGUUUAUAUUUCCAAGCUAUUGGCUUGCUGGUGCUCUGCAGCUUCUGUGUUUAAGUUGUAUAACAAUAGCUGAUGUGUAGAUUCAAAGAUCGAUGUAGUAGUAGGAUAUAGUAUAGUCUUCGAUUAUGCUAAUGCUUAUAAGGGCUUGUUUGUUGCAACUUAUUAAUAUUUGAUAGUGUUUGAGUAGGUAAAAACAUCAUUUACCUAGCUUCAUAAUAGUCUGCCCUUUUCAGUUUA
This is a messenger RNA of Rhododendron vialii, 1704 nucleotides long. RefSeq names its product histone acetyltransferase of the MYST family 1. Bases 34 to 1344 code for a protein of 436 amino acids. Gene Ontology annotation, biological process: regulation of DNA-templated transcription. Gene Ontology annotation, molecular function: histone acetyltransferase activity. The record is from RefSeq and is a predicted model, not a curated record. The transcript has 9 exons. NCBI's taxonomy places the organism in Eukaryota, Viridiplantae, Streptophyta, Magnoliopsida, Ericales, Ericaceae.